Molecule: messenger RNA, 1536 nt
Organism: Oreochromis aureus
Lineage: Eukaryota; Metazoa; Chordata; Actinopteri; Cichliformes; Cichlidae
Product: butyrophilin subfamily 3 member A2-like
Exons: 9
Coding region: 57-1439 (460 amino acids)
Source: RefSeq, a predicted model, not a curated record
AAGUUCAAAGUACUUCACGAUUUCAUACGAACACCUACAGAAAUGAGUGCAACACAAUGCAGCAGAGCUGCAUAAUUCAUCAGAUGGCUGGAUUAUCCUUUUAUUCUCUUAGAAACUGUAUUCUGGUUGUCCCUCUUCUUGUACAUUUUUGUCAGUCUCGCUUAAUUGGUCCAAAUCAGCCAAUUAUUGCAACAGCUGGGGAAGACAUCACUUUGCCAUGUCACCUGGUACCAGGAGAAAAUGUUGCUGAAAUGACAUUUGAGUGGACAAGAACCGACCUGGACCCCAGAUUUGUGUUUCUGUGGCGUGCAGGUCAGGACCUCAUAAGUGUGAAAAACCCGUCCUACAUAGGUCGAUCAUCAUUGUUCACUGAUGAGCUGAAACAUGGAAACAUUUCACUGAAACUGUCCAAAGUAAAACCUGCAGAUGAGGGCAGAUACAGAUGUUACAUCCCAGAGAAGGAUGAAGAAGCUUUUGUUGAUGUUGUGGUCGCAUCAGGUGCUGUCUCCUCACCUGUCAUCAGCUUAGGAGGGAUUGACAGAGACAAGACAGGAGUGAUGUUAGAGUGUAAAUCUGCAGGUUGGCACCCAAAGCCUGAGCUGCUGUGGUUGGACGGUGAGGGAAACCUCCUCUCUGCUGGACCUACAGAGACCCUCAGAGGUCCUGAUGACCUCUAUACUGUCAGCAGCAGAGUGACUGUGGACAAGAGACACAGCAACAACAUCACCUGCAGAGUCCAACAGAGGAACACCAACCAGAGCAGAGAGACACACAUACAUGUUCCAGAUGAUUUCUUCAAGCUGACAUGCAGUUCUUCUGCUCCCACCAAUAUUGGUUUGGCUGUUAGUUUGGCUGUAAACAUCGUCUUGAUUUUAAUUGGAGUUUUUUUCAUCUGGAGGCAAAACAAAACGAAUGUCAGGACACCCCAGUGCUUACGAAAAAAACAAGAAACAACAAAUCGCUCUAAAAGAGGCAAAACUGAAACACACCAAGAGCAGGAAACGAGCUUGAUGCAGGACAAUGUGCCACCAGAGAUGAGCAAAUUUGAACCACAGCCUGAGAAAUCUCAGACAAGUUUCAAGGAAAACCAUAAGAGUGGUUCAGUCAAUCACAGCUCAAAGAGAGGUGACAUCAUUUUGGACAAGGUCGAGAGAUGUGGCAACUAUAUCUGUCUGAGAAACACUUCCAGUGAGGAUAAAUUGAUGUCAGGUUGGGAGUUAAAACUACAGAUCCACAACAGAGAACCCAUCACAUACACAUUUAAAGAAAACUUUACACUGAAAGCUGGAGAAGGACUCACUUUACACCGAAAAGGUGGCCAGAACCCAAAUCCUGACAAUGUUGAUGUGAUGUGGUUGGACAUGAUCGAAUGGGCCUCUGGAGACCGUGUGAAGAUCAGUCUCAUCAGCAACACUGGAAAAGAGCACAGACUAAAGUGAUGAUUAGUAAAAACAGACUAUAUCAUGUGAAUUCAUCAGAAUUACUUUUUUAUGAGUAAUACAAAUUUCAUAUGAUGUUGAGUAAAUUUACCAUUUU